CUCGACUGAGAAAGAAGAAACCACUAGAGGUCACUGCAAUACAAAGGAUCAAGAAGAAAAAAAUCAUAAUAAUUACUGCCUUGGUAGAAGUGUGGGCCUGACACUUAAAAAAAGGACCGGGAGAAGCUGUGUGAGUUCAUCCACAGUGAUAAUGAACGCACAGAAGAGAUCACGAGCUCAGGCGGAAUGAAUGUGUUUUGGAAAUGUCGGAGACAGACAGCGCGGUGACUGAGGCUGGACGCUUUAUCAGUGAGAACUUAAAAAUGGAUGUGUCAAAGAGGAUCAUUAGAAAUCUGGAACCAGCGAGACCAUUGCGCCGUCUGAACAUAAAUCAAGUGCCUCAAAGCUAUGCUGAAAUUAAGCCGGUAGAAAAGCCAGACAAUGUUAUUAAAGUGGAGCAUUUCUAUGAAAUCCUGCAUCUUCAAAGCACCAGCACCCAACCAAAGAAGAAAGCCGAAAGAAUUUGCUACACUCGGGACUUCCUCAUCAAGUUGGCAAAUUGUCCAAUGGCUAAGAAGAAACCUGAGUUUUUACCAGAACAUCCAAUCGUUUUGGAGAAUGGAAGAACAAAUGAUGUGCCUGAAUACUUCAUCAACAACUACAACAACAAUGAGGACUUGGCUGCCUAAUGUGGGGAAUUUCUUACAGUCUUUUUUUUUUAAAUUGCCCUCAAACUGCACUGCAUGGGGACCAAGUGGAAAGGAUCACAAGUUAAAUUGAUAACUUUUAUGGUUAUGAAGGGUACAAAAACAUUUCAUCUAAAGCUUUUCAAUGAAAACAGAAGUGAUGUUAAGACAAACAUUAAUACAGCUAAGAAAUUCUAAAAAUGUCUAACAGGUGUUGCAAUGCUUGUUCCUGACCAGUCCACAGUACAGAGAGUUAAAUGAUACUGACAGCACUGAUGCCUUGAGCCUUGCAAAAGAUUCCACAUCCUAAUGUAAUUUGUAAUGGUAAACUCAUUCUCCGUUCUUGAUCAUACACUUUAAUUUUUACCUUAUCAAACAUUUGUAAUGUCAAACUCAGGCUUUUGAUCCUUGCCUAAUGUAGGUUGUGCUCUAAAACAGUUGUUCUGGAUUCAUGGUCUGUGGUGUUAAAAUUCAGUUUUUGUGGAUAUUUGGUCUUGAAGUGUUAAAGAUUGAAGUGCACCUUAAAUUUUAGACUGACUUCUGGCAAGUUCAUAUGCCUGAGUUACACUUGCACUACUAGAGAGUCAGAUUGGAAAUGUUUUCACUUUCCUUAACUGUAUUAAGACUGGACAUUAUAGAGAGAAUGAGACUGGCAAGCAAAACACUCAUUAUCAUUUGACAAUUAUUGAGCCUGUGGAUGGGUAAUAAUAAGCUUUUUUUUUUUGUUUAAAGUAAAGUAAGCUAUUUUCACUCGCAAGCAUCGCACUUGAAAAUAGAUUUCUUUGUUUAUAUGCAAAUGUCUUAAAUUUAUUUCACUCAUUGCUGUGAAGUGGUUUGGAGCACCAAAUAAGUGUUUGUUACAGUACUGUAGCCUUUUCAGUAUUAUAAUAUUAUCUUAUUAAAGGGUAUUAGAGAAAAUGUUAAAAUAAUCGACCACUCUGGAUCAUAUGCAAAGAUUUUUUUUAAUUUUUAUUUUAUUUCCCCUGAUUUGCACAUCUGGGCAGAGGCAAUAUUUUUAUUUUGUAUCACACUGUAAUUUGUCAACUCAUUGUCUCAACUUGAAAUUGGAUUUAUUCCACAAAAUACACUCAGUAAAGAAACAUUUAUUUUACAUGCUGCUUAAUUGUUUUUUUUUUUUGUUUGUUUUUUUUUACAUGCGUACAUUUGAGCUAAAUGCAUACAGUUUUUUAUAUUGAAGAAAAAAAAAUAAUCCAACACCUGUCUGUGUUGAAGAACUGCUUUAUUUCAACCACACUGGUGGGUUUUUGAGCAUGAACUGCCAGUUUAAGACCCUGCUUCUCAAUUGUGUUCAAGUCAGGAUUUUGACUAGGCCACUCCCAACACUUAAGGUUUUUUUUUUUUGGAGUGAUUCAGAUGUGAAAUUACUCUUAUGCAUUGGAUCAUCUUGCUGCGUAAUCCUGUUGGGCAUGAGCUUCAAUUUACAGACUGAAGACCGAUUUCUCUCAAUUAUUUGUACGUGUUCCAGGCCCUGAAGCAUCCCUACACCAGUACAUUGCCAUAAUGCUUUUAAUGUGAUAAAUUCAGAAGAUUUUCCACAAAAUUCAAAUCCGCUUUAAUGGUUUAGCAGUGCUUUUUCCUUGCCACUCUUCCAUGGAUGCUGUUUUUGGGCCAGUGUCUUUCUGAUAACGAAGUCAUGAACAGUGGCCUUUAUCCAUGCUAGAGAGGCCUGCUGUUUCUUCGGUCUUUUGUGACUUCCUGUAUAAGUCUUUGCUGUGGUCUUGGAGGAAUUUUGGAAGGUAGGACACUUCUGGGACGGUUCGCUUCUGUGCCAAGUUUUUCCAUUUUGAGAUAAAGGCUCCUUGGAGUCCAAGAACCUUUAAAAUAGCUUUGUAACCCUUACAGAUUGAUAUACAUCUAUCACCCCCUUCCUCGACAUUUUCAGUAUCUCUUUCACCUUUAGCAUAGUGUGUUACAGGGUGAGACCUUCUAAUCAACUUAAUGCUGUUGAAAAAGUUGUAUUUAAGUGCUAAUUUAGUUUAACAGGGCUGGUAGGAAUUAAGCCUGAUUGUGUGUAGUCCAGCUGAACCAUAUGCAUGCAAAUUUGGGAAUUUGUAACUACAUGGGCAAAUACUUGUUCACACAGGGCCAGUUGGUAUUAGCUAACGAUUUUGUUU
Onychostoma macrolepis is the source of this 2761-nucleotide messenger RNA. It is a transcript of the gene gra, whose product is annotated as granulito. Gene Ontology annotation, molecular function: eukaryotic initiation factor 4E binding. Bases 204 to 629 code for a protein of 141 amino acids. The transcript has 8 exons. Gene Ontology annotation, biological process: negative regulation of translational initiation. Gene Ontology annotation, cellular component: cytoplasm. The record is from RefSeq and is a predicted model, not a curated record. Lineage: Eukaryota; Metazoa; Chordata; Actinopteri; Cypriniformes; Cyprinidae.